ACCACCGUUUAAAAAAUAAAAUGGAAGCUGUUCCACGGAUGCCGAUGCUUUCUUUUGAAUUAAAACACAGUCCUGAAUAUGUAGAAUUUGGCCCAACACUUAAAAACUAUAUAAGAGACCACUAUGGAGAGGACCCAGCACAUUAUAACAAGAGUUGCAGUGAGCUGGAACAGUUACGACAGAGUGCCGUACAUGUGUCACAUGAUUUUAUGGGUUGCAGCACACUCAAGAAAUACUAUUCCCAGUUACAGUUUCUUCAGGGAAGAUUUCCAAUGCUUGAAGGAGGAGAGGCUUCCAUUCCAUUUACUUGGGAGGAGGUAUUUUCUGGACGAGAGAUGACAUUAAGUGAUAUAAAAUUUGAGCAAGCUUGCAUUCUAUACAACAUAGGAGCUCUCCAUUCUGUGCUGGGGGCCAUGGAUACACGACAAAGUGCAGACGGAAUGAAAGUAUCAUGUACACAUUUCCAGUGUGCGUCAUGGGCAUUUGAAUAUUUACGAGAUCAUUUCGGUUGUGCGGCAAUGAGUUUGGAUAUGACACAUGAACUAUUGACCUUUCAACUGAACUUAAUGUUGGCACAAGCUCAGGAGUGUAUCUUGGAGAAGUCAAUGACAGACAGCAGAAAAAGCACAAUCACUGCCAAAGUUGCUGCACAGAUUGUAGAAUUCUACAGGACGUCAAUGAAACACCUAGAUGUGUGUAACUUACAGGAACUUAUCAGCUCUAAAAGAUAUAAGGACUGGAAGAAGAAGAUAGAUAUAAAGAUUUUAUUUUACACCUGUAUAACAAACUUCUAUAUGGGACGACAGUCAGAGGAUCAGCAGAAACACGGACAAUGUCUGGCUUACUAUACUAUAUCUCUAGAGAAACUCACUGAAUGUGAGAAACUUGCCAAGAAUGAGGGUGUUGAGAUUCAAGAUUCAUUGAGAUUUACACAUGAUGUAGUUGGUGGAAAACAUCAGUCAGCAAAGAAGGACAAUGAUUUUGUUUAUCAUGAUAAAGUUCCACCUGCAGAUUCACUGCCUGAGGUUAAAGGUGCUUCCCUUGUGAAGGGCAUACCGUUUAAUCCAAAUGAUCCUGAAAUAUCGGGACAGGACAUCUUUAAUAAACUUGUACCUAUGUCUGCACAUGAGGCUGCCUCUCUUUAUAGUGAAGAAAAAGCUACACUGUUAAGAAGAAUGGUCUCUGAGAUACAAGAAAAAAAUGAAGAACUAAAUCAGUAUCUGGCAUCUUUACAACUUGACCAUACCUCAUUAAACCCUGAGCCUGAGAGACUGCCGCAACAGUUACUGGAGAAAUGUGCAGCUCUUAGUGUAAGACCUACUGCAAUCAAAGAACUGGUGGAUUCUAUGACAGCUGUUUCGAAUGUAGCCACAGAAGUAGAUCUGGGCAUUAAAGAAAUUCAACAAACUCUACAGGAGGAGAGUACAGCUGAACUGGAAUUUCAGGAUACCUUUGGAAAGAGGAAUCCCAAUGCCAUACUGUCAGAAAUUGCACAAGAAUGUGCGAGGUUAGAGGAAGGUCACAAGAAGGGCAGUCAGUCCAACACGGACCUUCAUAAAGCAAUGAAUACUCACAUCAAUAACCUAAAGUUACUGAGCAGUCCCCUGGAGGAUUUACAGAAACUCUUACCUUCAGUUGAUAAAGAUAGAGAUCCUGAAAGUAAUGAUGUGAUCAAGCAGUUAAACAACUUGCUGUCUAAAAUAGAGGAAAUGAAAACACAGAGACAGACACUAGAGGAACAACUUAGAAAGGAAGUGUUAGAAGAUGAUAUAACAGGGGUAUUGUGUAAACAAGAAAGCAUAAAUAGAGAGGUGUUGUUUUCGGAGCAGCUGAAGAAACAUGAUAAAAGAUCGGGCUUGAUACGACAGAAUCUCACCGCCCAGAAUAAUAUACUGAGAGCACUAACUGAUGCUAAUGCUAAGUAUGCUACAGUUAGGAAAGCUACAAGUGAAGCCCUUUCCAGACGAGAGCAGACAAUCAGGGACCUUAUAAACUCCUAUGAUGUAUAUGAAGACUUGAAAGCUAAGUCUCAGAAAGGACUGGAAUUCUACAAGAAACUGGAGACAAAUGUUGGACGCUUGUUGAAUAGAUGUAAAAAUGUGUGUAAGGUACAGCAGGAUGAGAGGCAGAAAAUGUACAAUAAAUAUAAACCUAAAGCUGCAGCCCCUGCUCCUGUUAGACCAGUUGCACCUAAAGUGGCACCAGCAGACAUACAAGAUAAUGGCCAGAUUACAGAUACCCCAGCAGUAUCUCACCCACCUGCACACACUAUGGCAGCUAUGUUUGAUGGCCCAAAAUUAAAGGAUUAUCUCCCUUUCAUGAAGCCUAAGACAUUUGGAAAGAAGGGUGGUUCCCCGCCUGUAUCAGCUGCUCAUCCCAAUGUACAAGACUAUAUGACACAGGGUGGUUCCCUGCCCAAUAGUGGUACAGCAUCACCAGUACAUAUACCUCAGAUGCCUGGCAGUGUGCCAGCUAGUCCAGAUCAUGUCAGACAUAGAUUUGAUGGUAGACUUGGUCCCAAUGAUCCAUCUACAUCAAGAAUGUUACCUAGACAACCUGGACCCGACCUUACUCAAGGUCAUCUGUAUCAGCCUAGUAGCUCGUCAGGUGAAGGUCAGUCUGCAAGAGAGAUGGGACUUGGUCCGACAGCUCUGGAUAGCUCUUUAUAUGGACCAGAAUCUUUAUACCAGCAACAGUUAGAUCAAGGUCAGAUGGGAUAUAUACAAGGUCAAGGUGUAAAGCCAGGUGGACCAGAUACAGCCCAAGCACCACCUCCACAGUCAGACUAUGUUCCAUUAGAUCAGAGGUGGAAAAAAGACAAGCCAGUUACUCCUCAGUCAGCGUAUCCACAACCAGGUCAAAGGCCAGUUGUGUCAAGGUCAUUAAAGCCACAGACCAGCCAAGGUAUACCACCAAAUACUCCUCAGCAGCCAAAUCAAACUCCCGACCAACAGAAUUUCUAUGCCCAGAAUUUAGCUCUUGCUAAUCAAGAACUUCAAUAUGGACAGCCAGGAACAUUCCAAGGUCAAGGUCAGAAUAUACCAAACCAAUCUAUGCCUGCAGGUCAGGGUCAGAUGCAAACAAGCCAGUAUGGUCAGAAUAUGGCUGACUUUCAGACACAGAGGUUUUCUCCAUCUCCUCAGCUACCAGUUCAUAGUGCUCCAGCUGGUCAGGUAAUAUCACAGAUGCCGUCUUCGUUGCCUCCUCAGUCCAUGCCUGUUACAAGGGAGGUCACUAGCACAGUGUCAGCUGUUGGUGGUCCAGUUCUCUCCCCAGGAAAUGAAAAUCAGGACUAUAGAAGUAUGCCACAAGGUAAUUUUGGUCCUCAGGGUCAGGGACAAGGUCAAAUCAACACCCAGCAAGUUCAAGUUCAGCAACAUAUGUCACAGCCAGGAUACAGUGAAGGUCAGCAAGUACUCCAACAGUUUCCCCAGUCACAGCCACAACAACACCAAGUGCAACCACCUGGAAGCCAGUCAUUCCAAGGUGAAGGUCAGGUACAAGUUCCUGGAUCCCAGGCACAAUUUCAGCAUUCAACGUUUCAGCCAAGUGGUAGCCAGCAUCAACGUUAUGACCAACAACAUGUGCCAGUUCCUCAGCAGACUGGACAGCACAUGGGUCAAGGACAGACUGCUCAACCAGCUACCCAACAACAUCUUAAGGGUCAAGUUCAAAUGACACAAUAUGUUUCUCAGCAACAAGGACAAGGUCAGACAUUGCAGCAAAUACCUCAACAUAUGACUCAGCAAGUGGGACAGUACAGCCAGGCUCAACCACAGUACAGCCAGGCUCAACCACAGUACAGCCAGGCUCAACCACAGUACAGCCAGGCUCAACCACAGUACAGCCAGGCUCAACCACAGUACAGCCAGGCUCAACCACAGUACAGCCAGGCUCAACCACAGUACAGCCAGGCUCAACCACAGUACAGCCAGGCUCAACCACAGAGCAGCCAGGUUCAACCACAGUACAGCCAGCCUCCAGCCAAUGCACAAUACAAUCAGGGUGUACAGCCUGCAGGUCAGGUUAAUCUGCAACCCACAAAUCAAGGUCAGUUUGACCAGAGGGGAACAGUUCAAGGUCAGAUAAGCCAGUUUAUUCCAGGUCAACAGUUGCCUGGACAACAACGGUUGACUUACCAGCCAUCUGUUCAAGGUCAAACAGGACAACAAAAGCCCUUUGUACAUCAGGCUGGACAACAAAUCCAAACUAUACCUCGGACCCAGCAGCAAACAUAUACCCCUGCUCAGCAACAAAAUGUGCCACUCCAGCCUUCGAAGUUCCAUGCCCAGCAACAGUUUCAUCAACCUCCUCAGUCUGCCCCAGUUCAAACAGCAUAUUCUGGUGCUAGCAUUCAAGCUGGGCCACAAGCUCCUGCCCAGCAACAAGGAGUAUCAACAGCAGGUGGGCAGCAAAACCUACACCAGUUCCAGCCACCUCAACAGAAUUUUUCUCAGACCCAGUUUUCAUCUUCAGCCAGUUCAGGGACAGCAGGUGGAUACAUGCAGUCUGGACCCAGGUUUGCUGCACCAACCUCUUCGAUGCCACAACAACAAGGAGUGCCAGCUGCACCAGUUACUGGUCAGGUGGCACCUGUCCAGCAACCUGUUGUAGGUCAAGGUCAGCAGUAUCAGCAGCCAAUGAUACCACAAGGACAGAAUUUUGUACAGCCUCCGCAUUCCUCUCCUGCACAUCCGGUGUAUGGGGCAGGGGCUUUGCAGUCUGGUCAAAGAUUCUCUGCUCCAACAUCAGCUUCCCCGCAGCAGAAUGUUCAAGGUCAGCAAUACACAGGUCAUUAUAUGGAUGGAAUACCACAGUCCCAACAAGGUGGAAUGCAGCCUCCAUUGAGUGGUCAAGGUCAGUCUGCAAAAACAUACAGUCCUGCACCAGCUGCACCUGUAAGUCAACCUUCAAAUGUACCAACUAUUCCACCAGUUUCAGGUCAAGGACAGUUUGUCCAGGGCCAUGGUACACAACAGAAUGUUCAAGGUCAGUAUAUUGGUCCACAGUCACAGAUACCUAUGGGUCAGGGACAGUUUAUUCCAGGUCAAGGCAUGGGUCAGCAGCCUCAAAGACCCCAGGUACCAGGUUAUUCAGAGACCGUUGUAAACAGGCAGUUUACCCAAGGUCAGAUUCCACAUGGUCAAAGUUCACAAGAAUUACCAAGUCAGAGCCAACCAAAGGGACAGAUUCCACCUAGUCAGGGGUCCCAAGUCUAUUCUCAUAGUCAGUUACCAAGCAGCCAAAGCCAGCAAACAUACCCUCAAAGCCAAGUAGGUCAGUUUAAUCAGUAUCAAGGACAAGUAUCUGUAAACCAGCAAAGACCAGGUGUUCCAAACCAAACUGUUGCUCAGCAACAAUAUGGACAUCAAGGACAAAUGCAAGGUCAGUCACAGUAUGGACAAGGAACCAGUCAGCUUAAUCAGACUGGUUCAUUGCCUCCAAUGCAACAGAUUCCACAACAAGGACAAAUGAGCAACAACCAAUCAGUUUUACAACCUGAAGUUUUAAAACCUACUUUGCCAUCAGGUUUAAGUCAAGGCCAAACUAGCAGUCCACAAAACCAGCAGAAUUUAUAUUCCUCCCAAGGUCAAGGUCAGAACAUACAGCCACCUCUGCAACAGCAACCAGUCCAACCGCAAGGACAACCAGUCACACCCAUUUACCAGCCAGUGAGCCCAAUGCAUGGAAACUACCAGCAAGGGCAGCAAAGACCACCUAGCCCGGCAGUUCCUAUAGUUACACAACAAGGUCACAUAAAAACUCAAGAUGUUAAACCAACCUCGUCGGUGGAAGUAAAGCCAUCUCAGCCACAGAGGCAAACGUCACACCAAUCAGCUGCUCGAAAUAUUUCUGUAGAUAGACAGCUGUCAACAGCUUCAUCACUGGAUGAAAUUUUGUCAUCAAGUCCAGAUGCUAGGACCGAGUCAGCAGAAAGUGUCUUGGCGCCAAAGGUGUUGACAGCCCAGGAGAUACAGCAACAGAAAGAGGACCAGUUGAAGAACUCCAGUCUGCAUAUCCAACCUAAAGAUCCAUACAAGGAUAAGUCUAAACUUGAUAGAUUUGUCGCUGAGGUUGAAAAACUUGCAAAAUUUGUGGAAGGGUUUGAAAAGCCUCUGUGUAGUGGUCCUACACCUUUAGAUGUUGUUUGGAAGGAAAUAAUGGAAGAACAGGACAAAGCUGGCAGAAAGCAGAAACUGGCUAUAGCUAGAUGUUACCCUAUGAAAAACAGAGACCAAGAUAUCAUGCCAUAUGAUGAUUCGAGAGUUUUAUUGACAACUUUAAAUGAUGAUUAUAUCAAUGCAAGCUGGAUAAAUGACUUGUCUCCAUCAUGUCCUAAGUUUAUAGCCAGUCAAGCACCAUUACCUGUGACAUUGAUAGAUUUUUGGCUCAUGGUGUAUGAACAGGGUGUGGAAGUGCUUGUCGCUCUGUCCAGUGAGAUUGAAACAGGAAAGAAGUUCCCAACGUAUUUGCCCCAGGGUAAAGGUGAGACAGUGGACCAUGGAGCUGUACAGUUAACAUUGCAGAGUAUCAAACAUAAACAGUUCUGGACUGAGAGGAUUUUACACCUUAGACAUGCUGAGACUCGUACUGGAAGAACUUUGGUACAUUUACACUACAAUGCCUGGCCAGUCAGUGGUUUUCCUGAAAAGGUGUCCCAUGUUUUACAGUUUAUAACAGAGGUGCACAGUUUCUACAGACAGCAGAGGAGUUUGAUGAAACCUAUUGUUGUCCAUUGCGGUAACGGAGUUGGUCGAACUGGCAUGUUUAUACUGAUAUAUGUAGGCAUGCAGGAGAUCAAUCAUGGUGAUGGUGUAAUAAAUAUCCAGGAGGUUGCGGGGAAAAUGUUGUGGAGAAGACGUAAUAUCAUACUGAAACAGGAUCAGCUCAAGUAUUGUUACGAGGCAAUUCUCUACUAUGCUCAAGAUGUACUAGCUAAAGAGGGCAUUUUGGUUCACAAAGCUUCUUUCGGAGAUGGGCUUCCAAAGCCAGGAGCCAAAUCAAUUGGAUGGGAACCAGGACAGGAUAUCCUGUUUGGGUCUGUGAGUUUUACAAACCUCCAAAGCAGUAUUUCGAAAAUGAGUACUGGUACCAAAACAGAAUCAAACAGUUUGAAUAUUGAUCAAAAGUUGGAAAUGUUGAAAAAGGGAGAAACCAGUGUACUGAAGGAGGAAGUUACACACAAAGUUACUAAACAAGAAAUAGUGGUUCCUGAAGGUCAUGUGCUGUCAAGUGUUAGUGGGAAUUCUCUUCCAGAUGUUGUUCAGAAUCCGGGAAUUAAUCUAGAGAGAAAAUCAGCAGAGUCAUUGAUUGAGUCAGCACAAGAUGAUAUGAACGUACUUGUUGACAUUGAGAAGAGUGAAGAAAAGGUCAAAGUUCAAGGACAGACUGAAGAUUUGUUCAGUGACCUUUGCCUUUUAAAAUUAGAGGAAAAAGGAUCUGUAUCUUCUUUGAAAAGUUUAGAUUCAGCAGAAUCAAAAGGGUCAAGGUCGUCCUCGGUUCAUGCCUCACCAGCACACAGUAGCAGGGAGGUCUCGAGUAGCCCAAAACCUGAAAACAUUUCGUCUUCUCUUGCUGAAUUGCAAGACCCUACUAAGUUUACUAUAGGUACAAGUGAAGGCAGUAAAAAGAAAGUAACUAAAGCAGAUUUUACUGGGGACGUAAAAACUGUAAUGGAACAGGACCCAAAUGACCCUUUCAGUUCUCUUGACCCCUUAUGGACACACAAAUAGUUACAACUAUAUAUAUCCAAGAUGAGAAUUUGAGAUAUAGUCCAAUAUGAUUAUUGAUUAUUUAAACCAGUAUAUUUCUGCAUGCAGCAAAGUUUUAGCAAACAUUUGUUCCUGAAGCCCAGUAUGGCUGUUUUGACUAAAAUGUUACUUUUUCUUGCUGCAGUCGGUAUGUAAAAAAGUUGACAAUUGCCUACUGAAAGUCAUUUGCCCUGUCAGUAGAUGAAAUGAAGCGCAAACUGGCCUCUCUCAAGGGCGAAGUUAGGUUAAUUUGUAGUCUCAGAUUUGUUGGUGUUUGUGGACAUGUUUAGUUUUCACCAAUGUCUAUAGAGCUGUUUGAGCACCAUAUGCACUUAAUGAUUAAACAUUGGAGAUUACAAACUAAAAACAGCAAUGUACAGGUCAGCUGGAGCUAGUGACCAUUUUUGGUAUAUAGAAAUAAUGAAGAAAAAAAUGUAGAAGUCAGUUGUCACUGAAUAUUGAUACAUGUAUAAAGUAUGCAGAGAAAUAUACUGGUUUAAUUUCACAGAGGAAUAUUUAUUUUACACGAAGAAUUAUGCGUAUCUGUGAUCAUGUCUGAUGUUGUUAUGUAUAUUAUUUGGUAAAUUUAUGAAAUAAUAUAAUUAAGAUAGUCAUGUUAAUGUAUAAAUAUGUAAAUCAUGUAUUGUGAAAUCAUUUAACUUUGUGGGCAUGAAACCUCGUGGUUUGUCAAAAUGGCAGUUUUACAGAGUCUAAAUUUGACGUUUUUAGGCUUGAAAGAUAGGAAGUUAUGUUAUGUUCACUGGUACUUAGUGGAUUGACACAGUCACAGAAUCCACUAAAAAUAGUUCCCACGAAAAAUAAUUAUUUUACAUGAAGUGAUAUGUGCUUAAGUGAUUACGUUACAAGUUGUGUUCGUUUUACGUAUAUUUAUAUUUGGCAUUAUUUGAUCUGUAACUUGUUUAAAGCACUUACUGUAAUCUCUUAUUUAAUCAUGCCAUCAUUUCACAGUAUUUAAUAUAAAUAUACAAAGUAUUCUUGCAAGAAAUAAAUCACAGUUUAGUAACUUACAUUUUGUAAUGAAAAAAAUGGGCAUGUUUUAAGUGUAGGGUGGCCAAAGUCCUCCAGGUGUACUCUAAACACAAGCCAUGACCUCCAGGCUAUAGGUGGGCUGCUGCACCCUUCACCACUGUGCCUCUUAGGCUGCUCACUCUAAAUAUGGGUGAAUGAGUUCUUAAUUUACACAGAGUUUCUUUAUAAACAGGUUUGAAUGUUUGUUUCUUGCACAGUAACAAAUUCGAAGCUAUUGUUUGAUUUUAUGAAAGGGAACUUGCAAAUAUUUGUAAAAUUUGUUGCAAUAUUUCAGUAUCUAUUAAAUGUUGAAUAUC
Molecule: messenger RNA, 9097 nt
Organism: Mercenaria mercenaria
Lineage: Eukaryota; Metazoa; Mollusca; Bivalvia; Venerida; Veneridae
Product: tyrosine-protein phosphatase non-receptor type 23-like
Exons: 30
Coding region: 21-7733 (2570 amino acids)
Biological process (GO): early endosome to late endosome transport; endocytic recycling; protein dephosphorylation
Cellular component (GO): endosome
Molecular function (GO): protein binding; protein tyrosine phosphatase activity
Source: RefSeq, a predicted model, not a curated record